Dromaius novaehollandiae (emu) is the source of this 555-nucleotide messenger RNA. RefSeq names its product olfactory receptor 14C36-like. Gene Ontology annotation, cellular component: membrane. Gene Ontology annotation, biological process: G protein-coupled receptor signaling pathway. Gene Ontology annotation, molecular function: odorant binding; olfactory receptor activity. The transcript has a single exon. The annotation marks the transcript as partial. The record is from RefSeq and is a predicted model, not a curated record. NCBI's taxonomy places the organism in Eukaryota, Metazoa, Chordata, Aves, Casuariiformes, Dromaiidae.
CUGCACUACGGGACCAUCAUGAGCAGCAGAGCUUGUGUCCAAAUGGCAGCAGCUGCCUGGGCCAGUGGUUUUCUCUAUGCUGUGCUGCACACUGGGAACACAUUUUCAAUACCACGCUGCCAAGGCAAUGCUGUGGAACAGUUCUUCUGUGAAAUCCCCCAGAUCCUCAAGCUCUCCUGCUCAGACUCCUACCUCAGGGAACUUGGGGUUCUUAUCAUUAGUGGCUGUUUAAUCCUUGGGUGUUUCAUUUUCAUUGUGGUGUCCUACGUGCAGAUCUUCACUGCUGUGCUGAGGAUCCCCUCUGAGCAGGGCCAGCACAAAUCCUUUUCCAUGUGCCUCCCGCACCUGACCGUGGUCUCCCUGUUCAUCAGCACUGGCUCGUUUGCACACCUGAAGCCCCCCUCCAUCUCCUCCCCAGCUGUGGAUCUGGUGGUGGCUGUUCUGUACUCGGUGGUGCCUCCAGCAGUGAACCCCCUCAUCUACAGCAUGAGGAACAAGGAGCUCAAGGAGGCACUGAGGAAAGUGAUCCAACGGGUACAAGGUCAGCACCAGUAG